Molecule: messenger RNA, 1428 nt
Organism: Drosophila sulfurigaster albostrigata
Lineage: Eukaryota; Metazoa; Arthropoda; Insecta; Diptera; Drosophilidae
Gene: Arr1
Product: phosrestin-2
Exons: 4
Coding region: 72-1166 (364 amino acids)
Biological process (GO): G protein-coupled receptor internalization; signal transduction
Cellular component (GO): cytoplasm
Molecular function (GO): G protein-coupled receptor binding
Source: RefSeq, a predicted model, not a curated record
AACGGAAUAUUUUUAAACGAAUUUUUUGAAAACUAUUUAAAGACAAAGACAAAUAAGAAUUCGAUUGCAAAAUGGUGGUCAACUUCAAGGUGUUUAAAAAAUGUUCGCCGAACAACAUGAUCACGCUGUACAUGAAUCGGCGUGAAUUCGUGGAUUCGGUGACCCAAGUGGAGCCUAUUGAUGGCAUCAUUGUGCUGGACGAUGAAUACGUGCGUCAGAACCGCAAGAUUUUCGUGCAACUCGUGUGCAACUUUCGCUAUGGCCGCGAGGAUGACGAAAUGAUUGGACUGCGCUUCCAGAAGGAGCUGACGCUCGCCUCGCAACAGGUUUGUCCGCCCGUCAAGCAGGACAUACAGCUGACGAAAAUGCAGGAACGUUUGCUGAAGAAACUCGGCUCGAACGCUUUCCCAUUUGUGAUGCAAAUGCCAACGAGCUCGCCCGCUUCGGUGGUAUUGCAGCAGAAGGCCAGCGAUGAGAGUCAACCAUGCGGUGUGCAAUACUUUGUGAAAAUCUUCACCGGCGACAGCGAUUGCGAUCGUUCGCAUCGUCGCAGCACCAUCAACUUGGGCAUACGCAAAGUACAGUAUGCACCCACUAAGCAGGGCUUGCAGCCAUGCACAGUGGUGCGCAAGGACUUCUUGUUGUCGCCCGGCGAGCUCGAGCUGGAGGUGACACUCGACAAGCAGCUGUAUCAUCAUGGCGAGAAGAUAUCGGUCAACAUUUGUGUGCGCAACAACUCGAACAAGGUGGUGAAGAAGAUCAAGGCAAUGGUACAGCAGGGCGUGGAUGUGGUGCUCUUCCAGAAUGGACAAUUUCGCAAUACGAUUGCCUUCAUGGAAACGAGCGAGGGUUGCCCCUUGAACCCAGGCUCCAGUCUGCAGAAGGUAAUGUACUUGGUGCCCACAUUGGUGGCCAACUGUGAUCGUGCUGGCAUCGCUGUGGAGGGUGACAUUAAGCGCAAGGAGACCGCACUGGCCUCCACAACACUUAUUGCCAGUCAGGAUGCUCGCGAUGCCUUUGGCAUUAUUGUUUCGUACGCGGUGAAGGUGAAACUCUUUUUGGGCGCUUUGGGCGGCGAAUUGUGCGCCGAGUUGCCCUUCAUACUCAUGCAUCCCAAGCCCAGCCGCAAGGCUCAACUGGAGGCUGAGGGCUCCGUGGAAGCUUAAGCAAUUUGUUUACCUCAAUACAGAGUGCAUAAUAAUAUAUACAUAACAUAUAUAUUUAUACGAAACAAAUCUUAAUCAAAGUGUUUACAAAACAAAAACAAGAAACCAAAGCUGAUGUUGCUGAAUUGUUCUGAACUGCAGUCGUCGUACUUUUCUUAUAACAAAUCUAUUUUCAAACUAUAUUAAAUUAUGUGUGUAUGUGUAUUAUAAACGCUAAACAAUUUAUCUAAAAUUAAAAAAAAAGAGAACGCUAUCAUGGGAA